Molecule: messenger RNA, 4203 nt
Organism: Penicillium soppii
Lineage: Eukaryota; Fungi; Ascomycota; Eurotiomycetes; Eurotiales; Aspergillaceae
Product: putative membrane-tethered transcription factor (SPT23)
Exons: 3
Coding region: 1-4203 (1400 amino acids)
Molecular function (GO): protein binding
Source: RefSeq, a predicted model, not a curated record
AUGGGACCAGUGCAGGCUCCCUCUUCACCCGCCCUUCCCUCCCUCGAUCCCAUCAUCAUGGACGACGACAUGGAGUCCACCUUCCGCAAUGCCAACAUGGAUUUUUUGGAUCCUACACAACUAGAGAUGUCAACCGAAAAUGGCGGUGCCGAAUUUGACGACCUAUUCGCUCGGGCCACAAAUUCGCAAACGAAUGGCGUCUCGGGACACUCGAAGCCAUACCAAGACCAAAACCCCCUGAGAAAAGUUCCUGCUCUAGCGGCAGACUCGCCAGCUGAAUCCGCAGAUGAUUCCAGCCGCAGCUCCUCGUCUGAAUCGCCCCGGAAUCAUCUCCGGCAGACAUCGAUCGCUUCCACGAACUCCGCCGCGCACAGCGAAAAUCCCUUGUCCUCUGCAAGUUAUCCAACCGAGGACUGGAUGCGUCCGGAAUUAUCGUCAGUAAAGGAGGAAUCACCGUUCAAUAUAGUUCCUUCUUUUCCAAUGGAUGGCGGCUUUUCAAUGGAUCCCGAUUUGGAGGUCAGCAACAAAGCGAUGGACGCAGCCUUUGAUUUUGAAAGUGCGGCAAGUAGCCCCAGUCCGUUGAAGACAGACCAUGGAUCUCUACCGAGAUCGCAUAAGCGAUCGAAAUCCCAGCUCUGGAGCCCUUCAAGUAAUCCUGCUGUUUUGGCACAGGAUGUCGCGCCUUCGGCUCAUGCGCCCGGAUCUCCCUUUUUCGCAUUCGGACUCAAUGGCCAGUCGCAAUACACCAACGCGAUUCACCAAGAUUUAGAAAGAGCGGCUCCGCAAUGGGGCGGGCACUCUCCGUCGUCGAUCCUAGAAGACAGCUUCGGAGGGAUCAACAUGAACCACCAAUCUCCUCUUAACGCCUCGCUCUCCCCCGGCAUGAAUUUCGGCACUCCUCCAUCCUAUUCGUUCCCCAUCAACCCCGUCAACUUCGCUUCCUCCCCGGCUCAACCCCAGAUGAACUCCGCAAACUCUCUACAACCUGUUCUCACAGUGCACCCGACUUCUUUGAAAUCGCGCGUUGAGACCCAAAUUCCUAUCCGAUUGACCCUCUCCCCCUUACCGUCCGGUGUUAAGAAACUCCGUUUACCUUCGCAUACUAUCUCGAAACUCAAGUUUCUCGCUCCUCCAGCCACCGAACCCUCCCAUGAUACCCUUCAACUGUAUACAAGUCUAGUUUGCACGAGCGCGAUGCAAGACCGGGAAAAGAUCAAGCGGGCAUUUGCACGGACACGGGGAGACCAGUACCAACCAACCUCAGACGAUGACCGCCCAUUGGAUGGUGGCGACGUGAAGAUCUGCAGCGGAUGUAUACAGCGAGAACGGAAACGAGCAUCUCGAAAGAAGCAAAGGAAGCCCGAGGAAGACGAGUUGUUCCAGAAGGAUGAAGAGAAAAGGGUCAUUGUUUUCAAUACCAGUGAGAUUAAAGAAUGGACUGAACCGCAAAAGAACGCCAAUGGUGGAUAUGGGGAGGCCUCCCUUCCGCCAGGAUCAAUGCAAGUGGAGUUGCCAAUGCGCAUUGCUUGCUACUGCCGCCACCAGAAUGAAAAACUCGGCUUCCAAGUCAUUUUCACUGUUAAAGAUCACUCGGACAAUGUGGUUGCGCAGGCCAUCACCAACUCGAUCAUGAUCACCGAUGACCACAAGACCCAGGCCCCAUCCGCACCUGUGCCAACGGGGCCCUCGCCUUCCCUCGCAGAUGGAACACAACUGCCUGGAGUUGGUGUGUUCCCUUCGGGUCAAAAUGAGAUUGGGAAGAGCACAUUUGCUGCACCUCAAUCGCCAACUGAUUUGCAGGGCCUCCAGCAAAGAUUCAACUCACAAUACCAGCUCACACCCAGUUCAUUCACAGCUCAAGGUUCAACGAACGGGGUGCCUUUACCUCAGCAAUCACGAAGCUUGUCUCGGGGGGCCUCGCCAUCUGAUUUCCAAGGACCCCAGACGAAACGACGGAAACACAGCAGCUCAGGGAGAUUGCCAUCCGGGCUGACAAUGACCCGCCUCGAGACACCCCAGUCAUCCGCGGCGGCCAUGAACGCCGCACAACUUGCGGCUGCUCGUGGAUUCACUUCUCCAACAGAACGACCAUUUGUCACACCUUCCUCUAUGUCGGGUCAAUAUGGAAAUGGGCCGCCGACUCCCAACCAGAGCAAUGACAAUAAUCCAUUCUUCAACCCCACUCCUGCCCAGCGCCAGAGCCUAGACAAUCUGGCUGGUGGUGCAAUGGGCUCAACGCCCAACUCCGCCCACCCGAGUCGUCCCGGGACACCAGGUGGAGCGAAUCGCAAUGGGUUCCAAGACCCCAAUCUUGCUCUUGCCCUUGGCACAAACUCUUCCAGUCAGGUUUGGCCUCCUCUAAACAAUGCACCUAAUCGGUUGCCAUCGGUAAUUCACAAGUUGGUGCCCUCCGAAGGUUCGAUUACAGGAGGUACCGAGGUCACCUUGUUGGGCAGUGGAUUCUAUCCUGGUAUGGAGGUUGUUUUCGGUGAUACUCUGGCGACUACAACUACCUUUUGGGGUGAUAAGUGCCUCAAUUGUCUGACACCUCCUGCUCUCCAGCCAGGGUUGGUUUCUGUUGUAUUCAAGCAUGAACACCCCACCUUUGGUCAAGUCCAACAACCUCAGACCCUCAUGCCUAAGCAACAAUUGUUCUUCCGUUAUGUCGAUGAUCGUGAGCUUCAGAUGUACCGCUUAGCCCUGAACAUCCUUGGCCAGAAGCUGGGAAGCCAAGCAGAUGCAUUUCAAACAGCGCAGCAGAUCAUGGGAAGCGAUCCAAAUGCUUUCUUCAACAUGCAAGCGGACAUGCAAGGUAGCUCUUCUGGUGGCCAGCAACGUCAAGUACCAGGUCAUGACAACCAAGGCAAGCACAGUGAUCUUGACUCUAAGAUGCUGACUUAUCUUGAAUUCCUUGACCUGGACGACAGCCCUCGCCCACCCCGAUACAAUUCCCGUAGCGCGACAGGCCAAAGUCUACUCCACUUCGCAGCUUCGCUGGGACUUACCAGAUUUGUCGCAGGUCUGUUGGCUCGAGGUGCAAACCCCGAUGUUCAAGACAACACAGGCAAUGCGCCAAUGCAUCUAGCCGCGCUGAAUGGCCAUGCUCACAUUGUCCAUCGACUGCGUUUGACAGGUGCAAAUGCCAAUUCCCGCAGCGUGCGAGGAUUUACUCCUGCGGACCUGGCAACGACGCUUCCCGCACACCAAGCUGCCUUGCUUCCAUCUCGCACCUACCGGUCUCGCAGCGUCGGAUCUCUCACCUCACGUCGCCGGCAAAGCAGCUCGGCCUCGCUCAGUUCCAUGUGGGAAGUGUCUUCGGCUUCUGGUUCUCUUGGUCAUGCCGUUGAUGACUCAGAGGAAUUGGACGAUGAAGAGGAGACAACAGAUGAUUCCGACUCCGAGCCUCUACAAUUUAGCUCUUCCCGUCGCUCGAGUAUGCAUCAAGACAUCAGCCCGUCCAUCGUGGACAAUAGCGAACAGAACAUCGCCCCUGGUGCCCCACCGGCGCCUCUUAUUGCCUGGCGUGACCAGCUUGCUGUUCAAAUCAAUCAGUUCCAGCAGAGUGUUGCUAAUGCCUUCCCCAACCUCCCUGCACUCCCUCCUAUGCCUCCGAUGCCUGCCAUUCCUGCUCUCCCGGACUAUCAAGGACAAGGAAUGAUGCGCCGCAUUACCAACCUCGUACCACACCGGCCUGCCGCUCGAGGAGACGGCUGGUGGGAUUAUCUAAAGGGCAACACCUCACCCAACCCCAACCAACCACCUUCAUAUGACGAGCUCUUCCCGCACCCUGAGCCCACGGCCGAAGAGUCGGACAUAAAGAAAUCGACACUUAUUCGUGCUGCGGCAGAGGCAGCUAUCGAUCAACACUUCGAGGCCGAGAGCAGCACAGUCGCUUCAUCAUCAUCCUCGGCGCAGCCCUCCAUACCGGCCGUCCUCCAGGUCAAGGAAGAACUUAAAGACAUUACAAUCGGCCGCAAGGUCAUCUCACGCGAGCAACAAAAUCAUCUCCGAGAGCAACAAGCACAGCGGAUGAAGGGUCUAGGCAGUGACCGAAACCUGUACUUCAUUUGGAUUCCUCUUCUACUUCUGGUUAUUUGCGCAUGGGUUCGAAACUACGUUCCCGGUAUCUGGCAAGGCGUCACGGAUGGCUUUGAAUUUGUGAAGGCUCGCUCUACACAGCGGGCUGUGGAAUUGGGCAUUUAG